Nothobranchius furzeri (turquoise killifish) is the source of this 2540-nucleotide messenger RNA. RefSeq names its product sperm adhesion molecule 1 (gene spam1). NCBI's taxonomy places the organism in Eukaryota, Metazoa, Chordata, Actinopteri, Cyprinodontiformes, Nothobranchiidae. The record is from RefSeq and is a predicted model, not a curated record. Gene Ontology annotation, molecular function: hyalurononglucosaminidase activity. Gene Ontology annotation, cellular component: acrosomal vesicle. Gene Ontology annotation, biological process: carbohydrate metabolic process; hyaluronan catabolic process.
UAACUCUAUAAUGAUGGAUGAAUAUGGAUUUGGAUGCUGAAGUGUUGGUGUGUGUGUGUCAGUUCAGAAUCUCCAUCUGAUGCAGGCGAGUCUGGGUGUAAGAUGUUGUUUUGACUAACUAACCACGAGGGACUUCAGGAGGAAGAGACAUGAAACGCCAUCUAUGCUGAACUACGUACCUUCGGAGACUCCCGUGUAUGAUCCGGAAUGCCAGGACCUCGGACCCUCCUUUGGUGCUGGAACUGAUAGCACAGCGUCUGCAGCAAGACAAACCAGUCUAUGGAUCAGAACGUCUAGCUCAGAGAAAAGUCCUGUAGUUCAUCAAACACAGAAAUCAUAACAUUGUAAUUUCACAGAUUGAUAACCUGAUUAUUAUUGACCAACAGUUGUUUUGAUUAGCUUUAUUAGAAAUAAAGUUCUUUGAUUAAUUAAUGAAAAGCAUUCUUCAUCCUUCUUCUGUCUUCUUUGCUGGAAUGUAAACACCAGGAACAGGCGCACAACCUUGGCAAUUUGUGCACACUGUCACUGUGUCAAAGGGCAGCUGUUAAGGGCAGAAAUGUCAUAUUCAUAACGCUACAGUGCAUAAGCAUCUUUUUUAAUGAGGCCCCUGAGAAGGGGCGGUGUUAGGCCCGGCUAUGGGCUCAAGCCCCGAAUGUUUUAUGAAAAGAUUAGUGCAUGUUAUGUGUGUGUGUAUGUGUGCGCAUGCACGCGUGUGUUGAGCCCCGGAUCAUCUUCAGUCCUAAAUCCGCUCCUGCCCCUGAGCCUUACCAUUGAGGUUGGCCCUAGUCCUUUCACAUGCUAAAUGAUGAAUAUUAUUUAUUUUGGAUCACUAAUCACCUUUUAAUAUGAUAUUUAAACACCAGUCUUUGCAAUAUUCUAUACAGUUGUUUCCUAAGUGUGACUGUGUGAGGCAUAAGAACCCAGAUCAGAUAUGGAUCGAUCAGAAUGAAGAAACUACAGCAGUUCCUCUCAUGCAUGAGUCAACAAACAACCUCAGAACAGUUAAAACACACUGACCAGAUCAGGACUAGUCGUUGGGGAAAGCAGCAGAGACAUUACAAUGGCUGUGUUCUUCCUGCCCAUCUCCAUCAUCAGCUCCAUCAUCUCAGUUCUUGCUCUACCACCAACCGAACCACCGCUGAUCCAUGGCCAUCCCUUUGUGGCCAUAUGGAAUGCCCCCACUGAUCAAUGCAAAAAGCUGGAGAUCCCACUGGAUACUGCUGCCUUCCAGGCUGUAACUACACCCACCCCUGUUACUGGUCAGUUUCUUUCCAUCUUUUAUGAGGAUCGUCUCGGCCUUUACCCUAAAAUUGACAGCAUCAAGCACAAGAUCUACAAAGGCGGUGUCCCACAAAAUGGAAACCUGACAGAACAUCUGGCCAAAGCUCAGAAUCAAAUCAAUCUCUACGUUUCCCAAGACUCCACUCCCGGGCUGGCUGUGAUUGACUGGGAGUCCUGGCGGCCCCUGUGGAACCAGAACGGGGGAUCAAAACGUGUUUAUCAGAAGGUGUCUCUUGCCCAUGCUCUUCUCAUGGCUCCAUUCUUAUCAUCUAAGCAAAUUUCUUCUCUGGCAAAGAGCCAGUUUGAGAAUGCUGGGCGCCGCUUCAUGGAGCAAACUAUCAUCCUAGGCAUCCGCAAGCGUCCGAGCCGCCGCUGGGGCUUCUACCUCUUUCCUGACUGCUACAAUUAUGGGUGGAGGAAGUCAAACUUCACAGGGGAGUGUUCCAAAAUGACCCAGAAGCAGAACAACAAGUUGAUGUGGCUUUGGGAACGAAGCACAGCCCUGUUUCCUUCAGUCUACCUCCACAAGAGCCUUAAGAACUCCCCCAAAGCUGCACUCUUUGUCCGCAACCGUGUUCAGGAGGCAGUCAGAGUGGCGGCCAUGCCUAAACGACCCUACACAGUCCCCAUCUACGUCUUCUCCAGACCCCUCUACCGAGAUCAGACCAAGGCGUUCGAGACCCAGAUGGAUCUUGUCAACACUGUAGGGGAGUCAGCAGCUCUGGGAGCUUCUGGGGUUGUGAUGUGGGGCGGUACCAAGGACUACAACAACAAGGCUGCCUGCCAGUCCCUGUCUGAGUACCUGAGCUCCACUUUUAACCCUUACAUUGCCAACGUGACGGCUGCAGCCAUGCUCUGCAGCAAUGUCCUAUGCCAGAGUCACGGCCGCUGUGUGAGAAAGAAUUACAACUCCUCAGAAUAUCUACACCUCAACCCCACCUACUUCAGCAUUCUACGAGCUGGUGGGCGGUACAUCGCCGUGGGUCUGCCCACUGCCAGUGACCUCAACGCCUGGGUAGAAAACUUCACCUGUCAGUGCUACGCUGGGUGGAGCUGCGCUCCAGAGCUUAAGCGUCCCACCAGAAUCCAGGUCAUUAAGGUGUGACUUGUGAGGGCAGUUACGAGUGCUUUUCAAUAGAGUAAAUGUUUCCUGCAAAUCACGAUUUGAACAUUGUCUGUGUUUUGUUUCUCUUUGGUCUUCAUCAAAUAAAGAUGGACAUCAAGCACAACAUUAGAUACAAUUCCUGGAUUUUUUUUCC